AUGUCCAGAAGAAACUAUACUGAAGUGACAGAAUUUGUUCUCUUGGGUCUAACAAGCCGUCCAGAGCUGCAAGUUGCCUUCUUUGCGCUGUUCCUUUUUGUCUACAUAGUCACUGUGGUAGGAAACUUGGGGAUGAUUAUUUUAAUCAAAGUUGAUUCUCGACUUCACACUCCCAUGUACUUUUUUCUCUCCAGUUUGUCCAUUCUAGAUCUGUGUUUCUCCACAAAUGUCACUCCCAAAAUGCUAGAAAAUUUCUUUUCGGAGAAGAAGACUAUUUCCUAUGCAGGUUGUUUGGUGCAGUGCUAUGUUGUCAUUGCUGUGGUCCUUACAGAGCACUGCAUGUUGGCAGUCAUGGCAUAUGACCGCUACAUGGCCAUCUGUAAUCCAUUGCUCUACAGUAGCAAAAUGUCCCAAGGUGUUUGUGUCCACCUAGUCAUUGUCCCUUAUGUGUAUGGUUUUCUUCUCAGCAUGAUGGAAACCUUAAGGACCUACAACCUCUCCUUCUGUGGUGCUAAUGAAAUCAACCAUUUCUACUGUGCUGAUCCUCCUCUUAUCAAACUGGCAUGCUAUGACACAUACAGCAAGGAGCUGUCCAUGUACAUAGUAGCUGGCUACAGCAACGUCCAGUCCCUUCUCAUCAUUCUCACAUCCUACAUGUUCAUCCUUGUCGCUAUCCUCAGAAGCCGUUCUGCAGAGGGAAGGAAAAAAGCUUUUUCCACAUGUGGCUCCCACCUGACAGUUGUCACAAUCUUCUAUGGAACCCUCUUCUGCAUGCAUUUGAGACGCCCCACAGAGGAGUCCGUGGAGCAGGGGAAAAUGGUGGCUGUGUUUUACACCACAGUGAUACCCAUGCUGAACCCCAUGAUCUAUGGCCUCAGGAACAAGGAUGUGAAACAGGCAUUUAAAAAAGCAAUAGGAAAACAAACAUUGGGAGAAUAA
This is a messenger RNA of Mandrillus leucophaeus (drill), 939 nucleotides long. RefSeq names its product olfactory receptor 1030-like. Gene Ontology annotation, molecular function: G protein-coupled receptor activity; olfactory receptor activity; odorant binding. Lineage: Eukaryota; Metazoa; Chordata; Mammalia; Primates; Cercopithecidae. The transcript has a single exon. Gene Ontology annotation, biological process: G protein-coupled receptor signaling pathway; sensory perception of smell. The record is from RefSeq and is a predicted model, not a curated record. Gene Ontology annotation, cellular component: membrane. Bases 1 to 939 code for a protein of 312 amino acids.